AUGGAUUCAUCCUACUUGAGGGGUCUAAGAGUCGCUCUCAAAGCAUCUGAGGCACCACUGAAGGUGACGCUUUCUAAAAAGCACAAAUUUAAAACUAAAAAUAAGAGCAAAGGCGGUGGAGUGCGAAGUAGGGAACAUGCUCAUGAAGGCGGAGACAUAUUAACUUCAGAAAUCCGGGCAUCUAUAUUCCGAUUCCUGAAUGAAAAGUUGUACAAGUGUUCAAGCGAGGAUGCUUCACGAUAUUUUUCGGAGAACCCAUCUGCUUUUAAGUUAUAUCAUGAGGGUUUUCAAAAUCAGCUGCAAAAAUGGCCAUACGAUCCUUUAACAUGGGCUGAAGAAGUUAUCAGGAAUGGUUUUAAGAAAAAACCAGUUGUUGCGGAUAUGGGUUGUGGCGAUGCGCGACUCGCAUUGCGCUUGGGAAAAGUAGCCACCGUCCAUUCUUUUGAUUUGGUUGCUGUGAAUGAAAGAGUUACUGCCUGCGACAUGGCUCAUACACCUCUGGCUCACUCUUCGGUAGAUGUUGUUCUCUUUUGUCUUGCGCUAAUGGGAACAAACUGUCGCGAUUUCUUAUACGAGGCAAAUCGGCUAUUAAAGAUGGGUCGGACUCUUCUAAUAGUGGAAGUUGCUAGCCGCUUUGGCUUAUCAUUUAAAAAAUUCCUCAGGCUUCUUAAGCCCUUUGGCUUCGAAAUAACGCAAUGGGAGAUCACAAAGGACACAUAUUUUGCCCAUGGUCGAUUGUCUAAGGUGAAGGAUAUAUCAAAUCUGGUUGUGUCUAGUCUGCCGAAUGUCACCAUCAAUCCGUGUUUGUACAAAAAGCGAUGA
Molecule: messenger RNA, 822 nt
Organism: Echinococcus granulosus
Lineage: Eukaryota; Metazoa; Platyhelminthes; Cestoda; Cyclophyllidea; Taeniidae
Product: Ribosomal RNA-processing protein 8
Exons: 4
Coding region: 1-822 (273 amino acids)
Biological process (GO): regulation of transcription by glucose; cellular response to glucose starvation; rDNA heterochromatin formation
Cellular component (GO): nucleolus; chromatin silencing complex; rDNA heterochromatin
Molecular function (GO): methyltransferase activity
Source: RefSeq, a predicted model, not a curated record